Olea europaea var. sylvestris is the source of this 585-nucleotide messenger RNA. RefSeq lists its product as uncharacterized. The transcript has a single exon. NCBI's taxonomy places the organism in Eukaryota, Viridiplantae, Streptophyta, Magnoliopsida, Lamiales, Oleaceae. Gene Ontology annotation, molecular function: nucleic acid binding; zinc ion binding. Bases 1 to 585 code for a protein of 194 amino acids. The record is from RefSeq and is a predicted model, not a curated record.
AUGGGAAAAUACUUCCCACAAGCCCUGAGGGAUCGCAAGGAGACAGAAUUGCUUCAACUCAGACAAGGAAAGACGAAACUUGAAGAAUAUGAAAGAAAAUUCGAACAACUCUCAAGAUAUGCACCACACCUAGUGGAUAUUGAAGCAAAGAAAGCAAGGAGGUUCGAACUUGGAUUGCGUCCUGAGAUUGGUGGAAUAAUGGCAUCCCACCAAUUCACCACCUAUAGGUGCGUUUUGCAAACUGCCCAAGCAAUCUCAAAUAGGUUGGAAAUGGAUCAAAUUCCACAGCAAGGGACCGAGUUAUCAGGAAAGAGGAAGUGGAAUGGGUCCAAUGAAGGGAAGGGAGAGGGACAGAACAAAAAGAUUAACUUUGGAUCAAGUUUUGGACAAGCCAUUCCACCCUGUCAAAAGUGCAAUAAAAUGCAUAGUGGUGAAUGUUUGUUUGGGAAGCAUGUGUGCUAUCGAUGCGGUAAAACAGGGCAUAUUAUCAAAAAUUGCAAAGAAAAUCCCUUGAAGAAGAAUGAUGAACAAGAAAAGAAGGGAAAUGCCCGAAUUUUUGCUUUAACCCAGGAACAGACAACAUAG